This is a messenger RNA of Closterium sp. Naga37s-1, 2088 nucleotides long. The record is from the annotation of a GenBank genome assembly. NCBI's taxonomy places the organism in Eukaryota, Viridiplantae, Streptophyta, Zygnematophyceae, Desmidiales, Closteriaceae.
AUGGCGCAGGCGGGGCCGAUUGGGUGUGCGGGCGAGUUCGGUAGCGGGCGACGGAGCGGGGUUGCGCGGGGAGCAAAGGGGGAAGGCAGCGCGCGCGCGUGGGAAGUGACGAUUACGCAGGACGGUGACUAUGGCGAGGGGAAGGAGGACGAGCGCGAGUUGACUCCCACGAGAGACGCUUCGUCAAAGCAUCGACGAGGAUUCAGGAGUCGCAGUGUCGCAACUGGACCAACUCCCCCAAAGCCCCGACACUUCCCCCCUGAUCUUAUUUCGCUCUUUCUUUUCCAAAACCCCUUCCCCAUUCCCUUCUGUCCCCUAUCAGGCUAUCCCCAUCUUCCUACCACACUCCCCUCCCUCCCCAGCAGGAGUCGCUCCUUCAGUGGAAUUGGCACUCUCAACAGGAUUAAUUCCCCCGAAGCCCCCAGCCUCCCAACUUUCCUUUCUAGCACUCUCUUUUCCAAACUUCACUCCUUUCCCAUUCUCGUCCUAUUCACCUCUUCCUCUACCACACUCCGCUCCCACACGCCCCUCCCACUCCCAUCCCUCACUACCAGGAGUCGCUCCUUCAGUGGAAUCGGCACUCUCAACGGGACCAACUCCCCCGAAGCCCCCACCCUCCCUGCCCUCCCCUCCUCCCCUUCCCCCAAUCCCGGAAGCCCUCUCUCUUCCGAACGACGCACAUACUCCCCCCACGCCACCCUCCCCACCUCCACCUCCUCCUCCUCGCGUGUCCGCCCUCCCCGAUCCUCCACAGCUGUGAUUCUCCCGCCACUGGGUGCUUCUUCCCAUGGGCAUCAUCACUACCACAGGCCUGCAUUUCCUCAUCGCAGGACGGUGUCUGUGGAUGAGCAUGGGCUCGUGGGCCGGGCUUUAAUGCAGGCUUCAAUAGAGGAACACCAGCACGGGAAGCCACCACAGCAGUAUCAGCAGCAGAGUUCUCAAGGGUAUGGGGGUGGUGGUGGUAGAGGGGAUUACGAUGUCGAGGCUGACGACGAGUCGCCCGGACGUAGCCCGUACAACCGGCCGCAGGCUCGGCGGAACCGAACCGAGGUGACACGGCGCCGACCCUCCACCGCCAUGCCGGACGUCGGGGGAGGGGGAGGUUCGGAAGACGGGUCGUACCGUAGGUCGAGGAGCGUCGGGCACGGGUACGAGCUGUAUUUACCCCCGGUUUCUGGGGGUAUUGGUGCAGGUGCGGGAGGUAGUGGGCCCCCAGUGGGUGAUACCUGGCCGGCAGGUGGUGGGAGGGAGAGCAUGAGGGAGGGGGUGAGGAGGACUAGGAAGUCGUCUCAUCUAAGGAGACCUAGUCUUGAAGGGGAAGGGUGUUAUGAAGGUAGAGGAGAGCGGGAGGCAGGGAGUGGUGGUGGUAGAGGGGAGCGGGAGGGAGGGAGUGGGGGUGGAAGAGGGGAAAGGGAGGCGGGGAAUGGUGGUGGAAGCAGGAGGGCAGGAGGGGAUGGAGAGGAAGAGAGUCGCUUGGAAGAGGGGGAGAGGAGAAGGGUGGAUUAUGUGCGGCAACUAGAGAGCUCGCAACAGCAGAAGCAGCAGUAUGCCGAUGGUCGGUCACAGCAGCAGCAGCCGCAGCAGCAGCAGCAGCAGCAGCAGCAGCAGCAGCCGCCGCAGUAUGUGGAGGGUAGGUCGAGGCAGCAGCAGGAGCAGCAUGAGCAAGAGUAUGCAGACGGUAGGUCGAGGCAGCAGCAGGAGCAGCAUGAGCAAGAGUAUGCAGACGGUAGGUCGAGGCAGCAGCAGGAACGAGGGAAUGAGCAGAGGCAGGGGCAUGGGCAGGGGCAUGGGCAAGGGCAGGGGCAGGGGCAUGGGCAGGGGCAUGGGCAAGGGCAUGGGCAAGGGCAGGGGCAUGGGCAAGGGCAUGGGCAAGGGCAGGGGCAUGGGCAAGGGCAAGGGCAUGGGCAGGGGCAUGGGCAUGGGCAUGGGCAGGGGCAGGGGCAGGGGCAGGGGCAUGGGCAUGGGCAGGGGCAGGGACAAGGGCAGCAGAGGCCAAGAGGCCAGAGGGGGUCGGAUACGAGAAACAGGGUGGAUGAUUCUCACUGCUCGCCCUCUGCUCCGGUUGCCUCUGCACGGAUGGGUAUGUGA